Molecule: messenger RNA, 2097 nt
Organism: Oryza sativa Japonica Group (Japanese rice)
Lineage: Eukaryota; Viridiplantae; Streptophyta; Magnoliopsida; Poales; Poaceae
Source: RefSeq, a predicted model, not a curated record
AGAGGCAUAGCGCGUCUUUCGACCGUUCGCCACCGCCGCCGCCGCCGCCCGCGCCGCCGACGAGAUAGAGAUCGUUCGCCGGGGAGAGAUGAUGUCUGGCGGCCCCAGCGACGCGACCCACCGGAAGCGGCGGCGGAGGCGGGGGCCGAAGGGCUCGGGGGUCGACGGGCCCUCGAUCCCCAGGGCGGUCACGACCAACGGAGCAGGUCCCGAAGAGGAGGAGGUGGUGGAAGGGAAGGCUAUGGAGUUGGAUGCGGGGAUGAGCGCUGCCGAGGUGGGAGGCGUGGUUGGCUCGCAUCUCAGCGAGACACGAUUUGAUCAAUGUCCUGUUUCUCCGUUGUCAUUGAAAGCAAUCAAAGAUGCUGGAUAUGAAAAGAUGACCCAGGUGCAGGAGGCAACUCUGCCAAUAAUCCUUCAAGGUGAAGAUGUUCUUGCAAAAGCAAAGACAGGGACAGGAAAAACUGUUGCCUUUUUGCUUCCAGCCAUUGAACUUCUCUCUACAUUACCUCGUUCUCCAUCUAUAAAUUUGCUUGUGAUAUGCCCCACAAGGGAGCUAGCAAACCAAGUGGCUGCUGAGGCCAGGAAGCUUCUCAAGUAUCAUCGCUCACUGGGUGUGCAGGUUGUAAUUGGCGGCACAAAAUUACCUCAAGAACAACGAAGCAUGCAAUCUAAUCCUUGUCAGAUUCUUGUUGCUACACCGGGAAGGCUUAAGGAUCAUCUUGAGAAUACACCUGGUUUUUCCAACCGAAUUAAAGGGGUGAAAGUUCUUGUUCUUGAUGAAGCUGACCGCCUAUUGGAUAUGGGAUUUAGAAGAGACAUUGAGAAAAUUAUUGCUUUCAUUCCUAAAGAACGACAGACACUUCUUUUUUCUGCUACUGUUCCAGAAGAGGUUCGUCAAAUUUCGCACAUUGCAAUGAAGAGGGGUUACAAGUUCAUUAAUACUGUUAAAGAGGGUGAUGAGGAGACACAUUCACAGGUAAGUCAGAUGUACAUGGUUGCACCACUUGACCUGCACUUCUCUAUAUUGUACAAUGUACUGAAGAAGCAUAUCGCAGAAGAUGCAGACUACAAAGUGAUUGUAUUCUGUACUACUGCAAUGGUCACCAAACUUGUUGCUGAAGUUCUUUCCCAGCUGAAACUGAAUAUAAGAGAGAUCCAUUCGAGAAAGUCGCAAUCAGCAAGAACUAAGGUCUCAGAUGAAUUUAGGAAAUCAAAGGGUCUGAUAUUAGUGAGUUCUGAUGUAUCUGCUCGUGGUGUUGAUUAUCCUGAUGUCACCCUUGUCAUACAGGUUGGGCUGCCAGCUGAUAGAGAACAGUAUAUACAUAGACUUGGUAGAACUGGACGGAAAGGCAAAGAUGGGCUAGGUCUCUUACUGUUGGCUCCCUGGGAAACAUACUUUCUGAAUAGCGUUCAGGAUUUGUCUGUAUCACAAGCUGUGGUACCUACAAUUGAUUCGAGCAUUCAGACAGGAGUCAAAGAUGCACUCGGAAGAGUGGAGACAAAGAGCAAGGAAUCAGCCUACCAGGCAUGGCUAGGGUACUACAACUCAAACAAGGCUAUUAGUCGAGACAAAUCCAGACUUGUUAGGCUCGCAGAAGAGUUCAGCCAGAGCAUGGGUCUUGCAAUUCCGCCUGCCAUACCCAAACUCAUUCUUCGAAAAAUGGGCCUUAACAAUGUUCCUGGGCUGCGAUCUGUGUAACCCUUGUGCUGAAGGUUGACAAUUUUUUUACUGCCCCCCAAGUUUGACAACCUCAGUUCUAAGAUGACUGCUGCAUCCUUUUUUUGAAGCCAGCUCUUGACCAAUCUAUUAUCACCACCGGGCAGGUUCAAAGCUGAAAUGAACCCAGUGAUCCUUCAUAUAGGAGUAACUAUUUUUUUUCACAGUUGUACUGACCUACAUCAUGUGGGAGCAUAUUUUUUUCCUUCACCAUAACUACACUGGGCCCCAAGUCCUCCCGAGUAUGGAAAAUGAAAUGUACCUGUUCUUGCGGCGCCACAAGACGCCACACCACAUAAGCAGUGGCGUAAUAUAAUGCAGUCAUAUUGUUACAUUAUAUAUCAACUACUCGUAAUAGUAGAAUCAUUAUCUUGUUUCAA